Messenger RNA from Fusarium pseudograminearum CS3096, 339 nucleotides. RefSeq lists its product as uncharacterized. The coding region runs from base 1 to 339 and encodes 112 amino acids. Lineage: Eukaryota; Fungi; Ascomycota; Sordariomycetes; Hypocreales; Nectriaceae. The transcript has a single exon. The record is from RefSeq and is a predicted model, not a curated record.
AUGGCACCAAACCCCCUGCGACCCGGACCACCACGUGGAUCCUCACCUACUGAAUGGACUGAAGCAGAAAAGGCAGAGAUGGUAGAGUAUUACAAGUUCUGCAUCGAGCAACGAGACAACUGCAUCACGAGGUUGGAAGAACUCUAUCAGGAGCAGAAAGAGAUGGAGAAACAGGCAGGAGACAAAGAUGAAUCCGAUGGUGAGUACCAUGAGAUCCAGAUUCAGUUGCGUGAAAAUGCACGCAUCGCGGCUGAUCAGGUAGAUCUGAUGGGUGGCUAUCUCGACAUUUUGCACAUCAUCGAGAAGGAGGUGGAAGGAAGUGGUCUUUCUCUUAACUAA